AUGUCUACCUCUCCAGUCAAAGACUUCCUAGUUACCAAUUUCAUGCCGGAGAAAUGCUACGAAGAGCUUUUUGUCGACCUCAACUUGCACGUGCCAUGUUUGACUUUAGUCUUCAAAAAAAUCUUCGGGGUGUGGAUUCUCUUGGACGUACUUUUUGCUCAACUUCUGCAGCUGCUUAAGAUCCUCUGGAGACUGAAUGCAGAGGGCUUGAGUCCAGCUUCCAUCCUGUUACAACUUUACGCUUCAUCUGGACCCGUCCUAUUUGCCAUGGCGCACAAAUUUCCAAUUCUUGCUUGGGGUGAAAGGCUUUUUUUAAGCAUCCAGACUGCGAUGAUUCUCUUUCUUAUCCUGCAUUAUCGGGGUGAAACCAAUGAAGGAAUUUUGCUUGUGUUGCUCUACGGUGGUUUAAUAGUCGUCCUGGGAUCUUAUGCACCUGCAAAUGUCAUCUCAGCGAUGCAGUCAACCAGUUUGGCUGCGAUAAUAGCAAGCAAGGUUUUCCAGGCAGUAACAAACUAUAAUAACGGCUCCACGGGUCAGCUCUCAUUUAUGUCUAUUUUGCUAUCAUGUAUAGCUUCCCUGGGUCUCGCCUUCAUUUCACUGCAGGGCACGGGGAAGUCUUUUGAAACGCUUGGCUCCUUUAUAUCCGGCUGUUUCAGUUGCAUCUUGCUGGCACAGGUCCUUUGCUAUGGCAGAAGAAAAACUAAGGCAAAAAAAGCUUAA
Messenger RNA from Nerophis lumbriciformis (worm pipefish), 720 nucleotides. The record is from RefSeq and is a predicted model, not a curated record. Lineage: Eukaryota; Metazoa; Chordata; Actinopteri; Syngnathiformes; Syngnathidae.